This is a messenger RNA of Thamnophis elegans (Western terrestrial garter snake), 1813 nucleotides long. It is a transcript of the gene TMEM150A, whose product is annotated as transmembrane protein 150A. The coding region runs from base 302 to 1228 and encodes 308 amino acids. Gene Ontology annotation, biological process: protein localization to plasma membrane. The transcript is spliced from 8 exons. Lineage: Eukaryota; Metazoa; Chordata; Lepidosauria; Squamata; Natricidae. The record is from RefSeq and is a predicted model, not a curated record.
CCCAGCUCGCCCCGCGCGCGCCCCCUCCCCGCCGGCUGCAGCCCGGGCCCCGCCUGGUCAGCUGGGCGGCCGGCCGGGAGAGCGGCCUCCAACGCUCCGUCCGGCAGGGGCGGCGGCGGCGAGCGGAGGUACUUUGGAUGGUUCCCGCUGGAGGCUUUGGGCUAUAGCUGGGUCCCCCUCCCACCCCUCCCACCCCUUCUCCUCUCUCCCCCCCCCUCUUAAGGGCCGCCCUUCUGCACCCACUAAUGACUGCGUGGAUCAUCCUCCCUAUCAGCCUCUCUACCUUCUCCAUCACUGGAAUAUGGAUUGUGUAAGAGCUGUUGUGAAUUGUGGCUGGGUCACACAGGAGGGAUGGAGUCUCCAGCGUGCUUUGUUUCCUCCUGCAGAGAAGCAUCGGGCUCCUCUGCUAUUCCCUGAGCUGCAGGGCUGCAUCAGCAGUUCCCUUGCACACCUGCUGGCCGGAUUCUUUCCCAAGAGCUAUGCCAUGGCAGUCAUGAACCACCAUGUGUGUCCUGUUGAGAACUGGUCAUACAACGAGUCUUGUUCUGCUGAUUCUACCAAGCACGGUUACCCCAAAAGUUGCUGCACUUUGGAAGAUGUCCCUUUGAUCAGUAAAUGUGGCACUUACCCUCCUGAAAGUUGUCUCUUCAGCCUUAUUGGGAACAUUGGAGCUUUCUUGGUGGCCAUCAUCUGCUUCCUGCGCUACGGGCAACUCCUGGAGCAAAGACAGGCCUCUGGGGUGAACACAGCAGCCCUCGUCACCGGUUGCACCAAUGCGGCUGGCCUGGUGGUGGUUGGAAAUUUCCAGGUGGAUUAUGCCAAAUCUCUUCACUACAUUGGAGCUGGCGUUGCCUUCCCAGCCGGCCUGCUUUUCGUCUGCCUCCAGUGCUUCCUCUCCUAUCACACGGCCGUUUCUGCCCUGGACUUCUGGAUGGCCCAUCUACGUGUUUUCCUCUCCACCAUGGCCUUCAUCUCUCUUGUCCUCAGUGGCAUCUUCUUCAUCUACCAGAGCUUCCUCCUGCAGCACCUGGCUGCCAUCUGCGAGUGGGUCUUCGUUAUUGACAUUCUCGUUUUCUACGGAACCUUUAGCUACGAGUUUGGUGCCAUCUCCAACGAGACCCUGGUGGCUGUCCUGCAGCACUCUGGCGGCCGAGGCUGCAAGUCGCCCGGUAGCAGCAGCACCUCCACCCACCUGAACUGCCACCCGGAGAGCAUUCCCAUGAUCUGAGUGGUAGGAGAGAGGGCAGGCGCACCCCACCUCCUCCGCUGCUCUGGCAGGCGGCCUUAAGUCUUCAGGCCAUUUUUAUACCAGGAUUGUUUUUUUAAAGAGCCUGUUGCUGCCCAGCCUUUCUGCGAAAUGUUCAUUUUCCAAGUCUCCAGAGAAGUUCCCAGGGCCUCUUUGCCCAGCCUCUGCGCAAAGACACCUUGAAGCCUUUCUCUGCUGAAUCUCUCGCCGCCCUUCAGGGAGUGCCUCCAAGCCAAGUGUGCUCUUGUGUGUGUUGGGGUACCCGAGAACCUGGGUUCCUCUGGCAAAAGUUGUGCCUCACUGCCACCUCGUCUUUUUCCCAGGCAAGUGUUACUUAAUCUGUAGAAGCAAAUUAUGUGGGGAUGCCCCCUGUGCUGGUGGGGAUACUUACCCCUCCUCUUGUGAAGAAAAGUAUGCGAAAGAGAGUACCUCCAUCCUUUUCACAUACAUACACACACACACACACCAUCAUACAGAGUUCAUUUCUUCAGCCCCGGAUAAAGUGGUUUGAUAUUUUGUAGAACUUUUUUGUAUAUUUACAUAUAUAAAAGAGCCAUCAGAGGAAGA